Messenger RNA from Fibroporia radiculosa, 2790 nucleotides. RefSeq lists its product as uncharacterized. Gene Ontology annotation, cellular component: nucleus. The transcript has 14 exons. The record is from RefSeq and is a predicted model, not a curated record. NCBI's taxonomy places the organism in Eukaryota, Fungi, Basidiomycota, Agaricomycetes, Polyporales, Fibroporiaceae. Gene Ontology annotation, molecular function: DNA binding; DNA topoisomerase type I (single strand cut, ATP-independent) activity; zinc ion binding. Bases 1 to 2790 code for a protein of 929 amino acids. Gene Ontology annotation, biological process: DNA topological change.
AUGCGAGUCCUGUGUGUGGCAGAGAAGCCUUCCAUCGCAAAAUCCAUAACUCAAAUCCUCUCUGGAGGACAAUUCACAACCAGAAGCACAGGAUGCCCGUAUAUCAAGGACUAUGACUUCAACUAUCCACAAACCAACUCAUUGUUUACCAUCACUGCCGUGACUGGUCAUUUAUUAGACUACGACUUCAGUCUCGCUUAUUCUAAAUGGUCAUCUUGUGAUCCGUUCCAACUGUUUGAAGCUCCCAUAGAAACCUCUGUCAAGAAAGACUCCAAGGCUAUCGCACAGAAUUUGACGAAUGAAGCCAAACGCGCCCAGACUUUAAUGAUCUGGACGGAUUGUGAUAGGGAAGGAGAGAAUAUUGGCUCAGAGAUAGCACAAAUUUGCCGGAGGGCCCAGCGCAACAUCACGAUUAAACGCGCGCGCUUUAGUGCAAUCAUCCCCCAACAGAUACACAAUGCCGCUCAGCAUCCUGUGAAUUUGAACAUGGCACAAGCAAAUGCAGUAGAGGCGCGCAUUCAUCUGGAUCUUAGAGUGGGCUCAGCUUUCACCCGCCUGCAGACACUCAACCUACAACGGCGAUUUGAAAAUCUCAAAGACGAUAUUAUCUCGUAUGGUCCUUGUCAGUUCCCUACCCUAGGAUUCGUUGUCUCCAGAUACAACCAGGUCAAGUCGUUCGUCCCAGAAACGUUCUGGUACAUUUUUCUAUCACUUACAACACAAUCUCCUACGGGCGAUGAGGAAACAGUGUUCAAUUGGAAACGAGGCCAUCUGUUUGAGUUCGAUAUCGCCAUGAUUUUGUACGAGGAUGUGUUGGCUGCACCAGUGGCCCGCGUGACUCGGGUUAUCACGAAAGAUACCAAGAAAUGGAAACCGCUUCCGCUGACAACUGUAGAGCUGCAAAAGAAGGGCUCUAGACUUUUGCGGAUAUCUCCUAAACAAAUACUGGAUAUCGCAGAGCGUUUGUAUCAACAAGGGAUCCUUUCAUACCCUCGCACGGAAACAGACCAAUAUGAUCCCCAAUUCGAUUUUAUGACCCUUGUGGGGAAGCAGACGGUAGAUCCCGUCUGGGGUACUUUCGCCUCUAGACUCCAGAACGGCCAAUUCGGCAGGCCAAGAGGAGGUCAGAAGAAUGACAAGGCGCAUCCUCCUAUACAUCCGACCGCAUAUGCAGGCAAUCUUGCGGGAGACGACAAGAGGGUGUAUGAGUACAUCACCCGCCGAUUCCUCGCAUGCUGUUCGAAGGAUGCGCUCGGCUGGGAGACAACGGUGACUGUGAUUUAUGGAGAGGAGGAAUUCACUGCGAAAGGUUUGACCGUUAGAGAACGGAACUACCUCGAAGUAUAUCCCUACGAUAAAUGGUCUGACAAGGAACUGCCUCACUUUGAGGAAGGUCAGGCGUUCGUGCCGACUGUGUGCGAGCUGAGAGAAGGACAAACGACGAAGCCGAACUUACUCACCGAAGCUGACCUGGUUACCAUGAUGGAUAAGAACGGUAUUGGUACGGACGCAACAAUCGCGCAACACAUUCAAACUAUCGUCGACCGUAACUAUGUCAUUGAGCGCAUGCAUGGCACUACAAAGUAUCUUGUUCCAUCUACUCUUGGAAUUGGCCUGGUGGAGGGUUAUGAUGCUAUAGGGUUCGAGAGGAGUAUGAGUCGACCGCAGCUACGUCGAGAGACCGAGCGACGAAUUGUGGGCAUAUGUGAGGGCACUAUGUCCAAAAUGGAGGUUCUCAAUGAGAGUAUUGAGCAGUACAAGGAAAUGUACAUGAGAACCAAGCAUCAAUUCAACAGACUCGUUACUUGUGUAGGUGACCGUUUACAAGGUAACGCCGAUGCCGCCAACGCGAAUAUCGACGAUGACGAUGAUCCCAAUGAUGGCAUGGGCGGCGCAGGUGGGGCGGGUCGAGGAGCAAGGGGAGGUCGAGGAGCAAGAGGCGGUAGGGGCGGAAGAGGAGGAAGGGGUGGGAGAGGUGGGAGAGGUGGUGUGCCAAAUGCCGGUCGAGCAGAUAACGACAGCGACGACAAUUUUGAUGGAGGUGCUCCACCAGUACGAAGAGAACGAGGUGCUCGUGGCGCUUCUCGUGUCAGUGCUGCUACUGGGAGAGCGUCGUCAUCUCGACGGGGUCGGGUCGGGCGCGGAGCCACUGGUACAAGCGCGAGCGCAAGUUCAUCUAUGGUUGUACACCAGCCACCGCCUGCAGAUGGGGAUUCGGAUGAAUACUGGAACGAUCCUCCUGAAGUUCUGCCUGUAGCGUCUAUCCCAGCGCGCAUUCCACCCAGGGCGCCACUGCUCCCUCCAUCACCGCCGAUCCAUUCGUUUGCAUCGCGGCGAGCAAGCUUGUCGUCAUUGGCUCCCAAUUGUCAGUGCGGGGUUGUUGCUCAAGAACGACCCGUCAUGAAGGAAGGCUCUAACAAGGGCCGCAUGUUCUGGACCUGUGACACCAGAACUUGUGAUUUCUUCCAAUGGUCAGAGGAGCCAUCGUCACUCGCAGGCCCCUCAAAUUCAGGUUCUCGGACAUCUAGCUCGACCAUUCCGGCGAAACGACCACUGAAUGAUGCAGAGAGACGUCGAUGCACUUGUGGGAUGACUGCGGUCAUCAGGGAGACAACCACUGGGGCCAACAAGGGCAGAAAGUACUGGAAGAAGGUAACGUUCCAGUGGCAAACCAAGGGUGGGACGGCGGGACUUGCCGCAAGAUCGACACUGGAGCGGCGGAAGGCUCUACAUCAGGAGAAUGUUUCAAGUGCGGCCAGAAGGGACACUGGGCAAACUGUAAGAUUUUAA